Falco peregrinus (peregrine falcon) is the source of this 6280-nucleotide messenger RNA. It is a transcript of the gene GPC1, whose product is annotated as glypican 1. NCBI's taxonomy places the organism in Eukaryota, Metazoa, Chordata, Aves, Falconiformes, Falconidae. The transcript is spliced from 9 exons. Gene Ontology annotation, molecular function: fibroblast growth factor binding. The coding region runs from base 523 to 2175 and encodes 550 amino acids. Gene Ontology annotation, biological process: cell migration; negative regulation of fibroblast growth factor receptor signaling pathway; regulation of protein localization to membrane. Gene Ontology annotation, cellular component: synapse; plasma membrane; cell surface. The record is from RefSeq and is a predicted model, not a curated record.
UCGGCGCGCAGGUGGAGCGGUGCCGGCGAGCGGACCGACACGCCGAGCCCAGCCCAGCCCCGCCGAGCCCGGCCCCGGGAGCAGCCCCGCCGCCCGCCCCGCGCCCCGCCCCGCUCCGCCCGGCCCGGCCCGGCGGCGCCGCAGCCGGCAGCAUCGCGGCGGGACUGCCCGGGGAUGCAGCCGCGCUAAGAACAAAAGCCCUCUGCGCGGUCACGCUCCGGGGCGUGAAGGCGGCCCGACCCGGCCAAACUUGGAUCGCUGCCCCCCCCCGCCCGCCGCUCCUCCGCGGCCGUGCCCAGGAUCGAACUCCCCGGCGCCUUCCCCGCACGCCGCGGGCAGCGGCAGCGCCUGCGACCCGGGGCUCCCCCCGCCCGCCGUCCCGCCGCGGCUGCCCGGGGAGGGGGGCCGCGCCCCGGAGCCCCGCCGCCCGGCUCCGCGCCGCCCGGGGCCCCCGGCCGCCUGCCCGCCGCGGGACCUUGGCUUUGCCCUUCGCACGGCAGGUGGCGGGGCCAGCGGAGAAGGAUGCGUUUCUUCCCGUGGGGAUUUUGGCUGCUGUGUGUCGCCUCCGCCCCGGCUCGCGGUGACAGCGGCAGCAAGGCGAGGAGCUGCGCCGAGGUCCGGCAGCUGUAUGGGGCCAAGGGCUUCAGCCUCAGCGGCGUGCCCCAGGCCGAGAUCUCCGGGGAGCACCUGCGAAUCUGCCCACAAGGCUAUACUUGCUGCACCAGCGAGAUGGAGGAGAACUUUGCAAACAAAAGCCGAAGUGAAUUUGAAGCCAUGAUGAAAGAAGCCGGUCGUUCUGUGCAGACAACCCUAACAGCGCAGCACAGAAGUUUUGACGGUUAUUUCCAGGAUUUGUUGAACAAGUCAGAAAAGGCCCUUUAUGAUGCUUUUCCAAGCAUGUAUGGAGAAUUGUACACUCAAAACAUGAAGGUCUUCAAGGACUUGUACAGCGAGCUACGCCGCUAUUACCGGGGCUCCAACAUCAACUUGGAAGAGGCCCUCAAUGAGUUCUGGACACGCUUGCUGGAGCGGCUCUUCAAGCUGAUGAAUCCCCAGUACCAUAUCACAGACGAGUACCUGGACUGCAUGGUGAAACAUGCAGAGCAGCACAAACCCUUCGGGGAAGUUCCCAGGGACCUGAAGGUGAAGGCAACCCGAGCCUUCAUCGCGGCACGCUCCUACGCGCAGGGCUUCCUGGUGGGCAGUGACGUGGUCAGAAAGGUCUCUCAGGUCUCCCUCAGCCACGAGUGCACUCGCGCCAUCAUGAAGCUGAUGUACUGCCCGCACUGCCGGGGCAUGUCCAGCGUGAAGCCGUGCAACAACUACUGCCUGAACGUCGUGAAGGGCUGCCUGGCCAACCAAGCAGACCUCAACACCGAGUGGAAGUACCUGAUGGAUUCCCUGGUCGUAGUGGCUGACCGGAUUGACGGACCGUACAACGUAGAUACUGUAAUAGGGACCAUUCACAUGAGGAUCGCUGAAGCUAUUUCUAACUUGCAGGAAAACAAAGACUCGAUCACAGCCAAGGUUUUCCAAGGCUGUGGAAAUCCCAAAAUCAGUACAAAAGGCUCCAGCAGCGAGGACAAGAAAAGGCGGGGGAAGGUCGCAUUAGAAGCAAAAUCCUCUGCACAAGCACUGGAGAUGCUGGUUUUAGAUGCCAAAGGGAAUCUGACAGCUCUCAAGACUUACUGGAUCACCCUGCCCAGCAGCCUGUGCAGCAAAAAAGUAAUGGCCAGCUCAGUGGCGGAUGACAAGUGUUGGAAUGGGAUGAGCAAGGGCAGUUACCUGCCCGAGGUGAUGGGGGACGGCUUAGCUAAUCAGAUUAACAACCCGGAGGUGGAGGUGGACAUCACCAAGCCAGAUAUGACCAUUCGCCAGCAAAUCAUGCAGCUGAAGAUCAUGACAAACCGGCUGGGCAACGCUAACAUUGGGAACGACGUGGAUUUCCAAGACGCAAGUGACGACAUGAGUGGCUCCGGGAGUGGCGACAGCUGUCCUGAUGACGUCUGUGGCAAGAGACUUUCUAAGAGCCCCAGCACCAGGCAGCCAGAAACGCACGCUAUUCCUAAGCAGUCUGGACACGGCAUCAAUGGAGCCAGCAGCAGAUCUUUGCCCUCUGCCUUCCUCCUCCUCCUCUCGGUGGCUUUCAUCGCCGUGCAGCACUUGUGGCGGUAACUCACUAGCACAGCCAGGAAAGAGACUGCGGCCGAGGGCUUCACUUUGCCAAAACCAACCAACCAACCAACCAACCAAAGGACAUAUUUAAUUCACCUUGGCAAAAAAAAAAAAAAAAAAAAAAAAAAUAGAGGGAGGAGAAAAAGGUUUCAGUUGUUUGCUAUUUCUGGCAGUGCUCGAGCAGCUGUUUUCUUCUUUCUUGGUCUUUUCCCCAGUGCUGGGCCCUUCUUUCCGUACCUCAUUGUUUUACUUUUGUUAUUGCCACAAACUGGCUCUCGGGGCUGAAACGAGCCUUUGCAGAGGCUGCCGGGGGGAACCCGGCUGGCCCCUCCGAGGGCAGCUCUUCUGCUGCCCCCCAUGGAAUAUGCAAUUGCCCUGAUCCUGUUUCCCAGCCGCUGGCCAGAGCGCUGCUUCCCAUACAGCUGCCGAAAGCAGGACGGUGCCAAGAGCAACGCCACGUCGUACCGCGGAGAGACCGAGAGCGUCAGCGCUGCUCAAGUGCUGCAUUCAGGGGCUCUUUCGGGUUUUUCCUCUGUACUUCCCAGGCAGAGAGAGAUGGCCCUUCGCUUCCAGCGGCGUGCGUAGGAGCGUGAGCAGGUUCGGUGGGUUGAACUGAAACGGUUUGGCAGUGGCUGUUGGACCCGAAAAUGCAGAACUCCCUUUUUCUUUGGAAAGGUCACAAGUGGGUUUCUUGACUAGAGCUUGUAGCUGACGACAAUUUGAAAUGUAGGUCUCCUACAUCUAAGUGACUGGGAAUGAGUGUUAAGGGUUGGGGGUUGGGGUAUUUUUUCUUUGCAUGCUAGUUGGAAAGCCAUUUUUUACCCAAGUAAUAAUGGUCCAAUUUCUACCUGCAGUGCAGUACCGUCGUAGGUAACAGAGAGAUGAAAAUAUGCACAGUGGGAUUCUCCACUUGACAGACAGUUGUGCUGCCUCCUCCUCCUUUGGCCCCAGCUGUGGGUGGGAAUCCCUUUUUUUUUUGGUAAAUAAGAAAGACCAGGGACUUUUUACUAACUGGAGCAUUGCAGCUGGUUGUGAGAGCUCACAGCUGGCACGUAUGGCAGCGCCCCCGGGGCAGCUGCCCUGGGGCAGAGCAGGGCUGGUGGCCGUUAGCCCUGGGCACUGUCCCCACCCAGGAGAUGGACUCAAGGUAGCAUCUACCAGGGGGAUGUGAGGAUGGGACACGUUUCGUUUGGGAUUUUUAUUUUUCUUCUGGUGUUUGUUCCUGUUGCAUUGUAGGUUUUUAAGUGAAUCCCCACUUUCCAUGUCCCUUCCCUACCCUCUGAUGCGCCUUCCCUAACGGCUGCGGGGAUGGGGUGAGACGGUGGGUCAGGCACCCGCCAGCAGCUCUGGUUUGGCUCAGGGAAGGGCCAGGCUCAGCCUCUGCUGCCCCGUCCCACCACACACCAGCCUCUGGGUCACACGGGCGGCUGCCCUGACCCCGAAACGCUUGGUGGGGUGGGCUCCGUACUGAGUUUUGAGACUGGGGGUGGUCAGUGACAGAUAUAAAUACCCUCAUGUAGCUGUAGGAGUGUCUGUGCUUAUAGGGCUGUGUGCUUCAGGGCUUCCAGGAGGCUUCUGUACCUGGCAGGUACGGCAAGCAUCGGCUGGAGCGUAGGUUUAGCAGAUGUUAUAGAUACAACGCAGCCACCGUGCCUGGUUGGGCCAAGAGCAUGCCCAGCGCUUGGGCUUCGUUUGUACAGGGCUGGGUUUGAGUUUCAGAUGUGUUUGUGCUGCGGGCGAGAGGGAGGGCAGAGGCGCAUCUCUCUGCCUUACUGGUCUGCACAGCGAAUGUCGGAGCAUUUCCUCUCCUGCUAGAGGAGAUGUGUCUUUGGGCUGAGCAAACAUUAUGGGGUUGGGGUUUGGCUUUUCAAAGAAAGGGGAAAAAAAAUAAAUUUAACAUUAGCAGUUUCUAGAAUGUGCAAUUUAAGGGAAGAUGAGAACAUGAGCAAGGUAACGCUGAGAACUGGUACAGGCGGGCAGGGAGGAGCUUGUCACCUGCCCUCCCUGGGGCAGGGGUCCCACUUGGGGCCAGGUAACGAUGCUGACGGUGCCUCAGACUAGGCAGAGAUUUUAGGCCAACUUUGACUGGCUUCUCCAAGUCACAGCGACUAAUGUUACUGACCUGGUAUCCUUUCUGCCUUGUACUCACCUUCUUGUAAGGUUAAAACUGAUCUAAUCUGGUAGGGUUUCAGAAACAAAGGUCAGGAUGCUGGACGUUGGCUGAAGGAUCCAUCUAGACCCAUCAGAACCCAGGAGUGGACAAAUACAGGUCAUGGAUUUAUACAGAUUUAUUUACUUCUAGAAAUACGGCAAGUUCCAUACUACUUUUACUGCUCUAAAGGGUUCCUGUCUUUUUUCUUUUUUUUUUUAACCCAGAGUUGCCAAUACGAAUGUAGCCUUCAGUUACAGAAAUCCCCACAACCAGUCUGCAGAAACUUUAUGUCCAAAGCAAAAGAACAGGGGGAGGGGACAUUAAAACAUCGUACCUUCUUCAAAAAAAAUGGUUGGAUUGGAGUUUUAACACAUGGAUGCUGAGGUCAAUGUUUUGCUUUGCAGAAUGGGAGACUGAACGGAAAGUCCUUGUCAUUUCCAUUCCUGUGCAGUUAGCAUUUGCUGUCAGCCUGUCACCCUCAGAACCUUCUCACAGGCCCCAAGGGGAGCACACCUUAAAUAUGAAGCCAAGAAUUUAUUCAUUGUCCAAUUAAUUUUUUAACAAUUUAAUAGCCCCAAUUAUUGAUCCCGUUACCAUAAUAAAACCUGAUAGUGCAGGGGUUUUUUUAAUAAGGCAAAGCCUCAAGAAUACAGUAGAAGCCCUUGGUGAUGCCUGCCCCCUUGGCUGGGGUUGAGCUCCCACUUCGGUGUCCCUCUGGGCCCCAGGGGUGACCGCUCCAGCCCUCCUGGCACCGAGUUGGGGGCUGGACCAGCAUCAGCGUCCACAGGCUGCGCGGGCGGGCGAGGGCAGUGCCGGGGGCUCUGCCCCCUCUUUCCCAGGAAUCCCAAGAUGUUGGAGCUGACGCUUCCUCCCGCCUCAGCCCCAGGUCCACUUGAGUUUAUUUCGUAUGCCUUUUCACACGGUCAGCCUGUGCUGCUGCUUUUUGUCGGUUCCCGGUUAUUCAUUUUUUUCUGUUCUCUUCAUCGCGCUGAGGUGGUUGCCCUGACCCGCUACCACCGGGUGGCUCAGGGCUGCGCGUGGCCAUGCCACCUUCCACGGGUGGCUCAGGGCUGUGCUCGGCCAUGUCACCUUCCACCGGGGAGCCAAACUGGCCAGGUCCCCCCAGGGUAUCGGCUCGUGUCGCCCUAAACUACAGCCCCCCUAAAGCAACCCGCGAUUAACCCAGUGGCUGGACAGCCGCUGGCAGGGCUCAACAAGCUGAAGCCACCCCAGGUCCAGGCCAGCCCUGAGCCCAUGCUCGGGCUGGCACAGAGCCUGGGGCCUUUCAGCGCUUAUUUAUAAAUGACAUUUCCUGGGCCACUGCCCGCUCAGAAAGGGGACAGACGUGCCCAGCCCCGUGGCAGAGGCGGAUGGAGGGCUGCCCUGGGCCGGGUACGCGAGUGGGGAGCUCUGGGAGGGGGGUGGCUGGGGAGGAAUGUUUGCCUCCGUGUUACCAAGGUGGUGGUUCCUGGUGGUCUGGUUUGAAAAGGCCUUGAACUUCACAGGGAUGCAGAGUGGGGUGGUGGUCUGGGAAAAAAUAUUGGCAAGGACCCCUGUCCCUGGAAAGGGGAGAACCAGAAAUAGUGGAUUUCCAAGUGUCUCUGUCUUUCAGCCUGCUCUUUUGUGCCAUAAUGUGUAUGUUUUAACUAAGGGCGAGGGUCUCAAAAGGCUUUGAGAGUGCAGCUACUUAUCAUUUACAAAUGACAAACUGCCUGUUGUUUUCCGGUGGGCUUGGUAGGGGCUAAGGUAUAGCAAAAUAUCUAAAGUCCACCUCUGCUUUAAACAGAUGCAUUUCUAUUUGCAGGAGUAAGAAUUAUUUCACUUAUUGGCAUAGCUGGACAGUUAUCUAUUUCUUUCUGUUACCAAGGUACUUGUAACUCUCUUGCACUGUUUAUCUAAAGUUGAAAUAUGUUCUUUGAAUCCUUGUAUAAAUAAAAAGGCUGGAGACUUAAA